Monodelphis domestica (gray short-tailed opossum) is the source of this 1554-nucleotide messenger RNA. Its product is annotated as acidic mammalian chitinase-like. Gene Ontology annotation, cellular component: extracellular region. Lineage: Eukaryota; Metazoa; Chordata; Mammalia; Didelphimorphia; Didelphidae. Gene Ontology annotation, biological process: chitin catabolic process; carbohydrate metabolic process. Gene Ontology annotation, molecular function: chitin binding; chitinase activity. The record is from RefSeq and is a predicted model, not a curated record.
AUAAAAGACAGGUGAAGCAAGCAUUCAUUCACCAAGGAGGCAAAGAUGGCUAAACUCACUCUCCUCAUUGGUCUGGCCCUGGUGCUGUUUGCCCAACUGGGCUCUGCCUACCACCUGACAUGCUACUUCACCAACUGGGCCCAGUACAGACCAGGGCUGGGGCGCUUCAAGCCAGAGAACAUCGACCCCUGCCUCUGUACUCACUUGAUCUAUGCUUUUGCUGGGAUGAGGAACAAUGAGAUCUCUACCAUCGAAUGGAAUGAUGUCACCCUCUACAAAUCCUUCAAUGGUCUGAAAAACAAGAACAGUGAGCUGAAGACUCUCCUGGCAAUUGGAGGCUGGAACUUUGGAACUGCCCCAUUCACUACCAUGGUCUCCACUCCUGAGAACCGCCAGACUUUCAUCAAGUCAGUCAUCAAAUUCCUGCGCCAGUAUGAGUUUGAUGGGAUUGACUUUGACUGGGAAUACCCUGGGUCUCGUGGCAGCCCUCCUCAGGACAAGAACCUCUUCACCGUCCUGAUCAAGGAAAUGCUUGAAGCCUUUGAGCAGGAAGCUAAACAGAUCAACAAACCCAGGCUGAUGAUCACUGCUGCUGUGGCUGCCGGCAUCUCCAACAUCGAGUCUGGCUAUGACAUCCCUCAGCUCUCCCAGUAUCUGGACUUCAUCCAUGUCAUGACCUACGAUCUCCAUGGCUCUUGGGAGAGCUACACCGGAGAGAACAGCCCCCUGUACAAAAACCCCAGUGACACCGGCAGCAAUGCCUACCUCAAUGUGGAUUAUGUCAUGAACUACUGGAAAGAUCAUGGAGCAGCCCUUGAGAAGCUCAUUGUUGGAUUCCCAGCCUAUGGACAUACUUUCAUGCUGAGCAACCCCGCUAACCACGGCAUCGGUGCACCCACCACUGGCCCUGGCCCUGCUGGACCCUACACCAGGCAGUCUGGUUUCUGGGCUUACUAUGAGAUCUGCCCCUUCCUGAAAAAUGGUGCUACUGAGGUGUGGGAGGCUUCUGAGGAUGUCCCCUAUGCUUAUAAAGGCAAUGAGUGGGUUGGCUAUGACAAUCCCAAGAGCUUCCAAAUCAAGGCUGAGUGGCUGAAGAAGAAUAACUUUGGAGGUGCCAUGGUCUGGGCCAUUGAUCUGGAUGACUUCACUGGGACUUUCUGUAACCAGGGAAAAUUCCCCCUGAUCAACACCCUGAAGAAAACUCUGGGUCUGGAGAGUGCAAGUUGCAAGGCCCCUCCUGAGCCCAUUGCUCCCAUCACUGAAGCUCCUAGUAAAGGAAGUGGUGACAGUGGCAGCAGCGGCAGUGGCAGCAGUGGCAGCAGCUCUGGUGGCAGUCCCAGCGGCACUGGGUUCUGUGCCUCCAGGGCUAGUGGCCUGUAUCCUGACCCCACCGACAAGAAUGCCUUCUACAACUGUGUGAAUGGAAGGACCUAUCAGGAACACUGCCAGGCAGGCCUUGUCUUUGAUGCUUCUUGCUCUUGCUGUGACUGGGCAUGAAUUAGAGAGUUGAAGGUCCCCCAAGUUAUCCCCAGAAACGUGCAAUAAAGUGAUGAA